AUGGAUUCUUGUUUGGGACUAUCCAGAAAAAGGGUUCGAGUAACUGACAGAGAUUUUGAAGAAACCCUAACAAGAUGGUGUGAUGAAGUUAAGACGGAUCACAACAAUGAUAGUUAUGUCAGUGAUUCUGAAUACAUUCUUAGUGAUCAUAACAGUGAUACUGAUCAAGAAGAAAGUGAAUAUUUGGAGGAAGAUGAACAAUGUGAUGAAAAUUUAGAAACGGAAGACAAAAAUAAAUAUUUUUAUGGUAAAGGAAAAAAAGGAGAAUCUAAAUUUCGUUGGUCUAAGACGCCAUUAGUAAGUUCAUAUGUGAGAACACCAAAACAUAAUAUAAUAAGGCAACUUCCUUAUUAUGUUAUGUUAUGUUCUAAAUGUUCUAAUCAAAAGCUAUCAAAAAUGAGAGAUUUAUAUAAGGAUCCCACAAAAUCGGAUUUACGUGACUUGGACAUGAUUGAACUAAAUGCCUUUUUAGGGUUACUUAUAUAUAUUGCGGCUUUCAAAUCAAAUGACGAAAAUAUCACUUCGUUGUUUUCAACGGAUGGGACAGGCAGAGAUAUUUUUCGCUGUGUUAUGAACAGAAAUCGAUUUGCUAUUUUAUUACAAUGCUUUAGAUUUGAUGAUUCAGAAACCAGACAACAACGAAAGGAGAAUGAUCCGCUAGCACCUAUUUCUGCAAUAUUUGAGAAAUUUGUUGCAAAUUGUCAAGCUGCUUACACUAUAGGACAUUUGGCUUGUGUGGAUGAAAUGCUUAUAAGUUUUAGAGGAAGAUCCAAAUUUAAAAUGUAUAUACCUCAGAAACCAUGCAAAUAUGUCCUGAAACUAAUGGCACUAACUGAUUCAAGAAAUAAUUAUUUUUAUAACGGAUAUCUGUAUUGUGGGAAAAAAACUGAUGGGAAUACGCUUACUGAAACUGAAAAAAAAUUGUUGAUUCCAACACAAGCAGAACUACGUUUAUCAAUACCUAUUCAAGGAAGCAAUAGAAACAUAACGGAUGAUAACUGGUUUUCAUCCAUCGAAUUGGUUAAUGUUUUGAAGACCAAAAACUUGACAUACAUCGGUACUUUGAAAAAAAAUAAAUCGGAAAUACCUCCCGAGUUUCAGCCUAAUAAGACGAGACAAAUUGGAAGUUCCCUUUAUGGUUUUCCGGAAAAUGUCACUUUGUUAUCACAUGUACCAAAAAAACAGAAGGCUGUAUUACUCGUGUCAUCAAUGCAUUCCUCCGCAGCUCAAGAUCCUGAUGUCGACAAACCAGAAAUGAUUCACUUCUAUAAUACUACGAAGUCUGGCGUUGACAGUCUAGAUCAAAAAUGUGCUUUAUAUUCUACUGGCCGUAGAACGCAAAGAUGGCCUAUGGCAAUUUUCUUUAGAAUAUUAGAUAUAUGUGCAGCAAAUGCAUAUAUUCUUUUUAAAAGUAUCAAAAUUGAAAGAAAAGAUACAAGACUGGAGUUUAUGAAAAAUCUUGGAAAGCAGCUGAUCACUGAAGAAUUAGAGAGAAGACAGAGUAAUUCACGUGUAAGACAGGAAAUAAAAGUAGCUAUUAGAAACAUUUUGGGAAGAAAAGAAGAGCAACCAAUAGAAUCAGUAGGUAAACUCGCCAUUAGAAAAUACUGUUCAAUUUGCCCCAAGAAACUAAAAAGGAAAACUUAUACAUUAUGCUCUAGAUGCAGGCGUCCAGUAUGCCUACAAUGUUCAUCUCCUAUGUUCAACAUGCAUUUAAAUAUAUUUUUUUAA
This is a messenger RNA of Diorhabda sublineata, 1731 nucleotides long. RefSeq lists its product as uncharacterized. NCBI's taxonomy places the organism in Eukaryota, Metazoa, Arthropoda, Insecta, Coleoptera, Chrysomelidae. The transcript has a single exon. Bases 1 to 1731 code for a protein of 576 amino acids. The record is from RefSeq and is a predicted model, not a curated record.